GCUCCGUCGAAGCAGUCGCGAUCGAAGAGUUUUCUAAUGUCGUUUUCGCUUGAAGCAGAAACUAACUCAGUUUCGGACCUAACUGCUGUCAAACCGUUUGUUUGAAGCCAGUUUCCAACCUAGGUUCUCAAUCGAAAACGACAUAAAUAUUUUAUCACCUCGUACCUCGUGCAAAUCAAUUUGUGCCAAUUUUCUGACAGCUAUGAAUGGGGUUAUGUUGCCUAUUGCUCUGUGGAUGGCGCUAGUAGUUUUUGCUGACACGUUUAAAUUUGUAGUGAGUGAUGACACUAGCUAUCGGCUUCCUCAGAAAGCCAUUCCGCAACAUUACGAUCUGGAGGUGCACACUCAUCUGAACGAUGACAAAGAGGGAUUCCGAUUCUACGGGAUGGUGAAUAUAACGGUGAUAUCCUGCUACGACUCAAUCGACAUCACGUUGCAUUCCAAGAAUCUUUCCAUCGCCGAGAACAAUAUCUCAAUCAGUGACUUGAACCGGCAGCGCCAGAUGACAAUAUUUUCGAUUGCCUACGACCACCGGUAUGAUUUCCUAAUCAUACGAACAACCAAAUUGUUCCGAAAGGGUCGCCGAUACCUGUUAAGCAUUCCGUUCAGUGCCCCACUAGACACAAACAUCGUUGGCUACUACCGCAGCAGCUACUUUCACUCAGAAAGUAGACAACGGAUGUGGCUAUCGAUAACUCAAUUUCAAGCGAUUCACGCUCGCCAAGCAUUUCCUUGCUUCGACGAACCGGAACUGAAAGCUACCUUCAACAUUUCGUUAGGUCACCAUCGAAGAUAUAAGGCCUUAUCCAAUAUGCCACUGCUUCGUAGCGAACCAGCAGAGAGCCGACCCGAUUGGGUGGUGGACCAUUUUAACAAAAGCGUUCUGAUGAGUUCUUACCUGGUGGCUUACUCAAUUAACGAUUACAGUUCGGCCGAAGCUUCAUCGGGUUGUGACAACUCACCCACCGUUGCUAUGCGAUCCUGGACCCGCAAGGAUAGUACAGGAAACUUAAAGUAUGCUAACGAGAUAGCACUGAAGCUAAUCCAGUUAUACGAACGGAACUUCAAUCUGCCGUUUCCACUGCCGAAACUAGAUUUUAUAGUAAUUCCGGACAUGCUGUUCCCAGCGAUGGAAAAUUGGGGUCUCGUGACAUUCACCGAAGCCGCGCUGGAGUAUUCGUCGUCGGAGGCAACGAUCGAAGACCAACACUUUGUUGCAUCCGUAGUGGCGCACGAGCUAGCCCACAUGUGGUUCGGAAACCUGGUGACUAUGCGUUGGUGGUCGGAUCUAUGGUUGAACGAAGGUUUCGCUCGGUACACCGAAUUUCAGGGAGUAGAUUGUCUCCACCCGGAAUGGCGGUCGAUGAAAGAUAUUAUCAUCGAGGACGUACAGGAGACAUUUAAGUUGGAUGCGUUGAAUAGUAGCCAUCCAGUUUCGAUCGAGAUUGGUAACCCCGAAGAGAUACCGCAACUAUUUGAUUCUAUCUCGUACAAAAAAGGGUCCGCUAUUGUGCGAAUGAUGAAUAUGUUUCUGGGGGAUGAUGUCUAUCGCAGAGGAGUGGCUCGAUAUCUGCGAAGAUUCAAGUAUGGGAACGCGGCGCAGGAUGAUUUGUGGAGAGCUAUGACUAAGGAAGCUGGCAAGGCUGGAGGAUUUCCCGAUAACUUUAAUCUUGCCUUCACAAGGGUUAAAACUAUCAUGGAUACUUGGACCCUCCAAGCGGGUUAUCCGGUAGUCAUCGUAGAGCGGAAGUAUAUCGAUCGAACGGUGAUCUUCCGACAAAUGAGAUUUACGUACGAUGAAACCAUUGACGACCCGGCUUGUUGGUGGAUUCCCCUCACUAUUUCCACUGAACGGAAUUCUAAUUUCAACCGAACUCAACCACAUGUUUGGUUGAACUGCUCUGAGGAAGAGACGACUGUCUGGCUAACAGAUCCACCAUCCGACAAGGAAUGGCUGAUGGUAAACAAUAAGCUGGCGGGCUUGUAUAAGGUUCAAUAUGAUGAUGACAACUACCGUUUGUUGGUGAAGCAGCUUAGAGGUGGAGGAUUCAAAAAAAUAAAUACAAUUAAUCGUGCUCAACUAAUCGACGAUGCGUUGGACUUUUCCUGGGCUGGCCUUCAGAAUUACUCGAUAGCUUUUGCGCUGCUCAGUUACCUCCCGUCCGAGAACAAAUACAUUCCGUGGAAAGCAGCUCUUACCAAUCUGGAUACAGUGAGUCGUGUAUUGGUGAAUACAUCCUACUACGAAACGUACGAAGCUUACGUGACUGACCUUCUAAGUCCUUUGUAUGAUCGGUUGAACCUAUUCCAGUCUAACAUCACUACCAACAGAUUGGGACAAUUUCGUUUAAGGAAACUGGCGGCUGACUGGGCUUCCCGCCUGGAUAUCGAAGAUUUUGUUAUAAAUGCAGUCAAGCUGUUCGACAGCUGGAUCACCGAUGGUUGGAAUACUGUCCCACUGAACAUACGAUCUACUGUUUACUGCACGGCGAUUCGCGAGGGUACCCGUCGAGAAUGGAAUUUCCUGUGGUCUUAUUAUCGUAAAAUCAACACCACUAGCGCCGAACGAUCGGCAGCAGCGGAAGGAUUGGCAUGUACCAAAGAGGUGAAACUGAUGAAACAACUGCUGCGUUGGUCGAUCGGUAACACAACCGAGCUUCGUCUGGAGGAUACAACUGUAGUCUUCUACACAAUAGCGGAACAACUGGAAGGUCGCCCGGUGGCGAAACGUUUUUUGUUUGAUAACAUAGACAGAAUGGCUGAUUAUGUCAACCCAGAAACGUUCGAGUCUAGAUUAGCAAGCCACGUAAGGGUUUUGGCACAGCAGAUCGUCAGCAAAGCGGAGCUAGAUGAAUUGACACAAUUUACCACUGCGAAACAGAAAAUUCUGGCAGGUAACAGCUUAGCGAUCCGACAGCUGGCCCACUUGAAUAUCCAGUGGAGGCAGAAUCAGUUGGAGGAAUUCGUACCGUACCUGGAACUGCUGGAGCAGAAUAAGUUUGAUGCGGCAGUGCUGAAAUGGUUCUAAUAUUGAGUUGAACGAGUUUCAUCAGAGUUACUGCUGAAAUGCUUGUCAUCUUGAUCGGAGCUCCUAAUUUUAUAUGUUUACGUAAGGUAUAUUCACCCUUAUUUUGCAUGGCUUCGUACAAACAUAACGCUAUGAGGGGAUUCCGUAAAAAACAUCGAUCCGGCAAUUUUCCCAGAACACUAGCUCAACCUUUUAUUCACGGUCCCAAACACUCAUUUACUGAUGGGUUACCCCUCAGGUUUGGGGACAAUUUUUCACUAUUGGUCUAUCCCCCAUAUGCUUGUUCAUAUGUCAGUGGCGCCAUGAUAGCAAAUGUGGUCAGAGUCCCAACUACAAAUAUAUUUAAAACGACCGUUAAAGCGGGCGAAGCAUUGUUUUUGAGUGUUAUGUCUGUUAGUCUGUGGUAAGACGCCCAUUUAAUAGCAACCACCUUUACACUCUGCGGCGCGACGAGUUUAAACUGUUCGGCAUAAUAAUAAAAGGGUAAGCAUCACACAGUUUUCUGUUACUCGAUAACUGUUUCCAGUGUUUCAGUUUUAUUAAAUUCAAUAAUUAAAUAUGUUACUAUUAUCGA
This is a messenger RNA of Topomyia yanbarensis, 3602 nucleotides long. Its product is annotated as aminopeptidase N-like. NCBI's taxonomy places the organism in Eukaryota, Metazoa, Arthropoda, Insecta, Diptera, Culicidae. Gene Ontology annotation, molecular function: metalloaminopeptidase activity; zinc ion binding; peptide binding. Gene Ontology annotation, cellular component: cytoplasm. Gene Ontology annotation, biological process: proteolysis; peptide catabolic process. The record is from RefSeq and is a predicted model, not a curated record.